AUGACUUCGCCAUUCCCGCUGCUGUCGUUUCCCGAAGAGAUUAUCGAGAACAUUUGCUGGCAACUACUUGGACACCCGAACUUCCGUUCGUUCCAGAGGCCUUACGACCCGAAGUCUGUGUCUCAUCUCUGCCGGGCAUCAAAAACUCUCCAUCGCAUCGGCACACCAGUACUUUACGCCUAUUUCGAAGCCUACGAGCGUUUAAAGAGACUAGCAGAUUUCCUUCGGACCAUCAUCCACCGCCCCGAACUUGGCGCGCUGGUGCAGGAGAUAAACUUCAAUACCUUUUACUGGUGUGAACUCGAGAAAAGUCAUACCGAUGCCUUUGAGAGUGCGGCAGCAAGGCUGGGUGUCAGUCUCGAUGGCUGGAUGGAAAAUAACCAGUUCGAGGCCAUAGUACAGCUUACCAUCGCCCAUACACCGAAUGUGAGGUCCAUCGAGGUCGUUGCGCAUGAAGUUUACUGCGAUGAUGGUGUUGGAUCUUUCACAUUGCUUGAGAAAAUGGCUGCUCAGGUUCCAAGACAAGUCUCGUUGCCGCGACUGCGUCGACUCUACGUGGGCCAUGACGACUGCCGGAGGAUUUCUCUUGGAUACUUUGGAGGCAUUCUUGAGCUUGCACCCAAUGUCCGUGAGAUUAUUGGAGAUCCAAUCUAUGGUGCAUACUGCGACGAGCCGAAUGUGAAUAACCGCAUGAUUCUCGACAAUGUCACCAGCUUACAGCUCAAGGGUGGUCACAUAACCAGGCAUCAGCUACAAGAGAUGGUCUCCCGUUGUCGAGCUCUGGAGCAUUUUACUUACAAGUAUCACUCCAUAUAUGCUGGCCUUGAAAUAUGUGUGACUCCGAGAGAGGUCAUCGAGGCGCUGAGGCAGUGCAACCACAACAAUACCCUCCGUUCCAUCCGCGUUGAUAUGGGAUAUCGAGAAAGGCGGUCUCCUGACGACCUGAGCUUUACAGGUAAAUGCGAUGAUGGCGAACAAAUCCUAUCCCUCAAAGAUUUCUCGCGACUCGAGACUUUUUACGUUGACGGCACUUCGGUCCUAUUUCCAACUGUCGAAACGCCUGGCUAUAGCACCGAUAUUCUUACCAAAAUGUUGCCUGGCUCUAUACGUCGCUUUCAACUCACUCAUGCGGCAGUAGAAUCUGCCGCAAAUCUGAUAUCUUUGGCACAGUCGAUUGCGGAUUUUCCACUCCUUGAAGAGGUAUCUCUGACUGGCAACAGCGCCGAAGGGCCCUUGGGUGAUAAGGAGGUGGAGUUUGAUGAAUCAGAGAUCACUGUGCUGCGUAAUACUCUGGAAGAUAAUGGAGCCAGCGAUGGCCUCGAAGAAUGUUGCCGUAACCUUGGGAUGAUUCAAAGGGGAAACCUCAAUAAUGGGCAAAUGGAGCCGCAGUACAACUGCCAAACAGCUCUGACAGACAAACACAAGUCGAAACAAGCUGUCAAACCGACAAUAAAAAUGCCCUACAACGCACACUUUGAGAGACAAAUUGAGAGCUAUCGGAGGGCCCGGCGUCUUCUCGUCGCCCGCAACAUCAACUUCAGAUGCACUCCAGCCGCAUUUGAGGCCAACGUUCGGGCUAGGCUCACGAAGCCCGACUCUGUCACCUUCUUCUGGCCUCCGCGUGAGAUCCGAUACAUGCGCAGCCGGAACCGCCACACAGGCUUUGUGAUGCUUGGGUUCGAAAACCGGCCCGAUGCCGGGUUGGCCGAGGAAGAGCUCCAGAACUUGGUUCUCAACGGCCGUUCCGUCACAGUUUCUCGAGCAAGCAGGGAAGCUUUCCUCCCAGAGGCCAUGCAAGCAGCAGCAACUCCAACUACCACUGUCUCUACCUCCGGCGCCGCGACAACUCCUGCCACCACCACCACCGCUCCCGCUCCCGCUACUGCCCCUGCUACAGCUCCUCCAGCCGCUACAAAUCGCAAUCCCUCUGAUUCUACCGAAGAGACUCGCCAGCAUUGGUGGUGA
This is a messenger RNA of Trichoderma virens Gv29-8, 1965 nucleotides long. RefSeq lists its product as uncharacterized. The record is from RefSeq and is a predicted model, not a curated record. Lineage: Eukaryota; Fungi; Ascomycota; Sordariomycetes; Hypocreales; Hypocreaceae. Bases 1 to 1965 code for a protein of 654 amino acids. The transcript has 5 exons. Gene Ontology annotation, molecular function: nucleic acid binding.